Messenger RNA from Periconia digitata, 580 nucleotides. The record is from the annotation of a GenBank genome assembly. NCBI's taxonomy places the organism in Eukaryota, Fungi, Ascomycota, Dothideomycetes, Pleosporales, Periconiaceae.
CUCACGAUAUCGCCGUCGACAUCACAACGCGGUCGUUGCCAACAUGGAUUUCCGACCACUCGAGCAUAUGCGAGAUAGCGACGAAUCGAUUCUGGAGGAGCCAUACAAACCCUUUUACAGCUUCUGGGCCUCAAAGCCGGUACUAGUGAAGCAAGGUAACGAAUACAAUCGUACGGCUUUUCGAGAAAGACCGUGGUUUGGGCCACUGUUGUUUGAUAACACCUCCUCGGAUGCCCGAGACCAUGCUGCAAACGAGAGAACUUUCUUGUCUUGGUUAAGAUUGUCUAUAUAUAUGGCAAUUGUGUCGGCGGCUAUAAUCAUGUCAUUUCACUUGAAGUCUCAACCGAGUGCAACAGAGCGAAGUUUUUCGCUUCCUCUGGGCAUAAUCUUCUGGGUGCUCUCAGUCAUUUGCUUGAUAUCUGGACUGGCCAAUUACAUACAAACAGUAGCAAAGUACAGCAGAAGGGAGGCGCUCGUGCAGGCUGGCUGGAAGACGCAAGCGGUCUUCACAGUUGUUGCAUGCACAAUUGUGGCAGCCUGUAUUCUGUUCUUGACCACAAAUGCCCAGACGCCUCGAUAG